This is a messenger RNA of Chenopodium quinoa (quinoa), 2035 nucleotides long. RefSeq lists its product as uncharacterized. The transcript has a single exon. The coding region runs from base 982 to 1785 and encodes 267 amino acids. The record is from RefSeq and is a predicted model, not a curated record. Gene Ontology annotation, molecular function: nucleic acid binding. NCBI's taxonomy places the organism in Eukaryota, Viridiplantae, Streptophyta, Magnoliopsida, Caryophyllales, Amaranthaceae.
UAAUUGCAAAUUUUAGUAAAUUAUAAUACUACCUCCUAUUCUUAUUACUCGCAACAAAGUACAAGAAUGCGAAGGCCGAGGUAAAAGAUUGAAGGGGGAUUAAUUAAGGGGAGGGGUAAAGUAUUAGGGGAGUUAAAAGGGAGGAAAAGGGAAGUGGAAAGUGAGGGAGGGAAUCUUUUAGAGUGGGGAUUUCUCACUCCUUUUUUCUGAUUUAUUCCAAAAGGCUCCAAAUUUUUUGGCUCCUUAUUUUUCCCUCCUUCCCCUUUCCACAAAAAUUCAACCUUUUCUCCAAAUUCAAAUUUGUCAUUGAUUUCAAACAAAAAGACUUCAUUAUAAAGAGGUCUUCUAUCCAACUUACCCUAUUUUUUUUAAGCAAACUGUUUUGAGAAUGGGAUAAGUGGGUUGGGGGGGGGAUAAUUUCAGUAUCACAGUAUUGUUAAAACACCAACAAUUAGUUAGCAAAAUACAGGCAGCCCUACAAAUUACAUCUUCCUACAUAAUCAAAUUAAUCCUAAUUUUCAAAAGCUGUGUUAAUUCCAUCAGCAGCAUCAUAUGUACAGAAAUCAGGCUCCAUUGAAGACCGCAAAAAAAAGCCACAGUCACCAUAUCAUCACCUUCACCUAAUCUAAAAAAAAAGGACUCAUGGAUGAUUUCUUUGAUGAUGAUUUCUUUCACAUGCAUCAUCUUUAUGCACAAGAACAACAACAGACAGAGUUUUACAAUGAGGGACUCCAUGAAUGCUUCUACUCAGUAGCAGAUUCACAACAGCAACAAGGCAGCCCUUCAUGUGUCCCCUUCAACCAUUCAUAGAUUAAGGAAAAAGGGUAGGCUCAGAACACAUACAACAAACAAUCAUCCAACACUAUCAGAAAAUCACAAAGUUGCCAGAAUGAAGUGGGUUCUAAGCUGGGUGAACCCUGCUCCAUCCUUAGGGGACCCUACUUUCAUUGACAUGCAAUACACAAUUCACAUAGAUAAGAAAUGGUUUUUUUUAACCCUGAAACCAGAACGUUUUACUUGCUGCCUAAUGAAGAGAACCCUUAUAGAGCACAGCAGUCAAAGAGAUUCAAACUCAAGGCAAUGUUCAUGGGCAUGGUUGGAAAGCCUUUAUAUGAUGAACACAAGAAUAUGUUGCAUGAUGGGAAAUAUGGGUUAUUCCCUUUUGUGAAAUAUGAGAUGGCAAAGAAGAAGAGCAAAAAUAGGGACAAAGGCACAUUGGAAACAAAGGCAAUACGGUCUGUGAACAUUCAUGCUAUAAGGGAAAUGUUACUCAAUCAUGUACUGCCAUCAUUGUAUGAAAAGUGGCCUGCACAACUACCUAAGAAUGUUACAAUUCAAUGGGACAAUGCAAGACCCCAUCAAGUGCCUAAUAAUCCUGAGUUUCAAGAAGCAUGUCAAGCAUAUGGGUUUAACAUCCAAUUUGUGUAUCAACCAGCUCAGAGUCCAGAUUUAAAUGUUUUAGACUUAGGUUUAUUUAGGGUGAUUCAAUCAAUUCAAUAUCAGUCAUUCCCUAAGAACCUAGAUGAGCUAAUUGCAAAGGUGGAUGAGGCAUGGAAUUCAUUUGAUUUAACUGUCAACAAGUACACUUGGAUAACACUACAAAGUUGCAUGCUUAAAAUUCUGGAGAAGAUGGGAGGGAACAACUUUGUCCCUCCACAUAUGAAAAAAAGGCAUUUGGAUAGUCUAAGUCUACUACCAGACUUGUUAGAAUUGGACAGGGAUCUUCUAAACAGUGUAGUUAACUACUUGAACACAAUUGAAGUUCAAACAACCAACAACCAUUAACAAGAAGCUAACAUGGAAGUGGAUGCAGAUUAAGCAACAGGGGACUCUUUACUCAAGCUUUUGGGACACAAAGACUGCCACACAUAACCACUCAUCCCUAAACUUUAUUUUUUUUGUUUUAGUUUAAGUUUUGGUUAUGUGUAUUUUGGUAAAUAGCAAGUCCAUAUUUAAUGGCAGUCUUGUACUAAGGAAAACUUGAUCAAAGUAAACUUUUGUAAGUAACAAAGACCAUUUGUAAUGAUGAAAAUCA